Messenger RNA from Apodemus sylvaticus (European woodmouse), 4434 nucleotides. It is a transcript of the gene Boc, whose product is annotated as BOC cell adhesion associated, oncogene regulated. Bases 551 to 3883 code for a protein of 1110 amino acids. Gene Ontology annotation, cellular component: axon; plasma membrane. The transcript has 19 exons. Gene Ontology annotation, biological process: axon guidance; nervous system development; cell-cell adhesion. NCBI's taxonomy places the organism in Eukaryota, Metazoa, Chordata, Mammalia, Rodentia, Muridae. The record is from RefSeq and is a predicted model, not a curated record. Gene Ontology annotation, molecular function: protein binding.
GCGGUAAUGGGAGGCUCCUAAGCAGGAGAAGCAAAAGAAGGAAUUGUUUGCAAGUUCAGUCAUCCAAAAAAGCGUCUUCCAUAUGGAGGGAUUGGGUGCGCUGGGCGCGGCGUCCCCUGCCUUGCCCGCCCGCUGCCGCCGCUGCCACCACGGCUCCGGCUUCCUGCACUGGGGACCCUGAGCUGGGGCUCGCUGGUGUCAGCUCCGGCCGCACUCACAGUCUCGCACCUCGUACCCGCCGCGGCCACAGCAGCCCUUCCUCCUCCGGCCGCAACUUCUGGGUCCUGGGCUCCUUUGUUGCUCCGGCUGCGGCCACUCUCCCGUGGUGUGUGUCCCCGUGUGUCAUCGCGCCGUGCGUGUGUGUCGGUGUGCGCGGGGCCGUGUGGCCCUCUCCGCUUCACCACGCGGGACCCGGAGUCCCGGCCCCCUCUUCCCAGGCUCCGGCUGCAGGAGAGGAUUGCAGGGGGCGGCAGUAUCUCUACUCGCCUCACUCGUGGCUUAUGGGACUUUGGCCUGGAACCCUCUGUGACACACCAUACGUCGUGGGAAGAUGACGCCGUGCCAAGGAGGAGAGCGGCCUAUGCUCACACUGCUUUGGCUUCUCUUGGCCACAGCAGGCUGCCUGGCUGAUUUGAGUGAGGUUCCUCAGGUCACGAUCCAGCCCACGUCCACUGUCCAGAAGCUCGGAGGAACUGUGAUCCUGGGCUGUGUGGUGGAGCCACCAUGGGUGAACGUGACUUGGCGCUUCAACGGGAAGGAGCUGAAUGGCUCCGAUGAUGCCCUGGGGGUCCUCAUCACCCGUGGGACCCUUGUCAUUGCUGCCCUCAACAACCAUACUGUGGGACGGUACCAGUGUGUGGCUCGGAUGCCUGCGGGAGCUGUGGCCAGUGUGCCAGCCACGGUGACACUAGCCAACCUUCAGGACUUUAAGUUAGAUGUGCAGCAUGUGAUUGAAGUAGAUGAGGGGAACACAGCCGUCAUCGCCUGCCACCUCCCUGAGAGCCACCCAAAAGCCCAGGUCCGGUACAGCGUCAAACAGGAGUGGCUGGAGGCCUCUAGAGACAACUACCUGAUCAUGCCAUCGGGGAAUCUCCAAAUCGUCAACGCCAGCCAGGAGGACGAGGGCAUGUACAGGUGUGCUGCCUACAACCCAGUGACCCAGGAAGUGAAAACCUCCGGCUCCGGCGACAGGCUGCGCGUGCGCCGGUCCACCGCUGAGGCCGCCCGCAUCAUUUACCCACCGGAAGCCCAGUCCGUCAUCGUCACCAAAGGCCAGAGCCUCAUACUGGAGUGUGUGGCCAGUGGAAUCCCGCCACCUCGAGUCACGUGGGCCAAGGAUGGGGCCAGCAUUGCGGCCUACAACAAGACUCGCUUCCUGCUGAGUAACUUGCUUAUUGACACCACCAGCGAGGAGGACUCAGGCACCUACCGCUGUAUGGCCAGCAACGGGGUUGGGGACCCGGGGGCAGCUGUCAUCCUCUACAACGUCCAGGUGUUUGAACCCCCUGAGGUCACUGUGGAGCUGUCCCAGCUGGCCAUCCCGUGGGGUCAGAGUGCAAAGCUCACCUGUGAGGUUCGAGGAAAUCCCCCGCCCUCUGUCCUGUGGCUGAGGAAUGCCGUGCCCCUCACCUCCAGCCAACGCCUCCGGCUGUCUCGAAGAGCCCUCCGGGUGGUCAGUGUCGGGCCUGAGGAUGACGGCGUGUAUCAGUGCAUGGCUGAGAAUGCAGUUGGCAGUGCCCACGCUGUGGUCCAACUGAAGACCACCCGGCCAGACACAACCCUGAGACCCGGGAGGGAUACUAAGGCGAUUGCUGCCACACCUCCCAUGCCGCCCUCCAGACCCAGCAGGCCUGACCAGAUACUUCGGGAACAACCGGGGCUUGUUAAGCCCCCGACGUCCGUCCAGCCUACGUCCCUGAAGUGCCCGGGAGAGGAGCAGGCGGCCCCUGCGGAGGCACCUGUCAUCCUCAGCUCGCCCCGGACCUCCAAGACAGAUUCAUACGAGCUGGUGUGGCGGCCUCGACACGAGGGCAGCAGCCGGGCACCCGUCCUGUACUACGUAGUGAAGCAUCGUAAGCAGGUCACGAACUCCUCUGAGGACUGGACCAUUUCUGGCAUCCCAGCCAACCAGCACCGCCUCACCCUGGCCAGGCUUGACCCUGGAAGCUUGUAUGAAGUGGAGAUGGCAGCCUACAACUGUGCUGGCGAAGGCCAGACAGCCAUGGUCACCUUCCGAACAGGACGGCGGCCCAAACCUGAGAUCGUGGCCAGCAAGGAGCAGCAGAUCCAGAGAGAUGACCCUGGUGCCGGUCUCCAGAGCAGCAGCCAGCCUGACCACGGCCGCCUCUCCCCCCCAGAAGCUCCAGACAGACCCACCAUCUCCACAGCUUCUGAAACCUCAGUGUAUGUAACUUGGAUUCCCAGAGGAAACGGCGGCUUCCCGAUUCAGUCUUUCCGUGUGGAGUACAAGAAGCUAAAAAGAGUGGGAGAUUGGAUUCUGGCCACCAGUGCCAUACCUCCCUCAAGGCUCUCUGUGGAGAUCACAGGCCUGGAGAAAGGUAUUUCUUACAAGUUCCGAGUUCGUGCUUUGAACAUGCUAGGGGAGAGUGAGCCCAGCGCUCCCUCCCGGCCUUAUGUGGUGUCGGGCUACAGCGGCCGUGUGUAUGAGAGGCCCGUGGCGGGACCUUACAUCACCUUCACCGAUGCAGUCAACGAGACCGCUAUUAUGCUCAAGUGGAUGUAUAUCCCCGCCAGCAACAACAACACCCCAAUCCACGGCUUCUAUAUCUACUACCGACCCACAGACAGUGACAAUGACAGUGACUACAAGAAGGACAUGGUGGAAGGGGACAGGUACUGGCACUCCAUCAGCCACCUGCAGCCAGAGACUUCCUAUGACAUAAAGAUGCAGUGCUUCAAUGAGGGAGGGGAGAGCGAGUUCAGCAACGUCAUGAUCUGCGAGACCAAAGCUCGGAAAUUUUCUGGCCAGCCUGGAAGACCCCCACCCUUAACUCUGGCUCCACCACAGCCUCCGCCCCUGGAAACCAUGGAGCGGCCGGUGGGCACUGGAGCCAUGGUGGCCCGGGCCAGCGACCUGCCCUAUCUGAUUGUCGGGGUCGUUCUGGGCUCUAUCGUCCUCAUCAUCGUCACCUUCAUCCCCUUCUGCCUCUGGAGGGCCUGGUCUAAGCAGAAACAUACAACAGAUUUGGGUUUUCCUCGGAGUGCCCUCCUGUCCUCCUCCUGCCAGUACACAAUGGUGCCACUAGGGGGACUUCCAGGUCACCAAGCCAAUGGGCAGCCCUACCUCGGUGGCAUCAGUGGACGGGCCUGCGUCAGCCGACUGCACGGAAGCGGGGGCUGCCCUGCUGCUACGGUGGGCUGCCCGGGCAGGAAGCCUCCUCAGCACUGCCCAGGGGAGCUUGCACAGCGGGAAGACACCAACAGCCUCCUGAGGCAGCCCUUCAUUAGCAAUGGCUGUGACCUCCAGAACCAGCAAGUUGCCAGGGGUCCCAAGUCUGGCUCAGAAGAAGGCUCUUUCUUAUACACGCUGCCUGAUGACUCAACUCACCAGCUGCUCCAGCCUCAAGAUUGCUGUCACCUCCAGAAGCAACCUGUCACCACAUGCCAAACAGCAGUGAGGAGAACCCCUGAAGGUCCUGGACUAGAAGCUUCAUGGGACCCCCCAUAUCAUUCAGGGCCCCGGUGCUGUUUAGGUCUUGUACCAGUGGAAGAAGUAGACAGUUCCGACUCCUGCCAAGUGGGUGGAGGAGACUGGUGUCCCCAGCACCCUUCGGGGACCUACACAGGACAGGAACUUGGGAUGAGGCUCUCUUCCAGCCCAUCAGUUCACGUGUCUUUUGAAACGCCACCUCCCACCAUUUAGGCCGAAGCUAAUAUCCCAGAAAGACUAUAUAUUGUUUGUUUGUUUGUUUGUGACAGAGAAAAAUUGGUAUUUAUUUUUCUAUUAUAGCCAUAUUUAUAUAUUUAUGCACUUGUAAAUAAAUGUAUAUGUGUUUCUAUAAUUCUGGAGAGAUAUGGAAUCUUCCCCUUUCUGGCACAAGACAGAAAACAAGCGGCUGAGUGACUGGAGACCAGUGGAAGUAUCACAGAUAGUCAGGCUGCGGAUGGGCCGCCGGACCUGCACUACCGGGGGCUCCAGGCGGCCCUCGGGCGCGUUGACAGAGGACCCUAAGCACACUGGUCAUGAAGAACACCAGGGAUAAAGCAAAGGCCAUGGUGCUACAGACUGGAGCCACCUGGAAGGCACGCCUGUGUGGUGACCCAGGACAGGUUUCUAAGAAGCCAGGAGAAAAUCCCCAGAUGUGUGCAGCACUCUAAGCAUUAACAGUCUCCCAGAAUCAAUAAUCGGUGGCAACAUAUCUCUGUAAAAACAAACACUGUAACUUCUAAAUAAAUGUUUAGUCUUCCUUGUAA